GUACAAUUGUUUAUCGAAGCAUUUGAGGUUAGGUAUGCGUAGGCUCCUACCCCCCUCUCUCUUUCACCCUCUGUGAGUUUAUAAACAGGAUCAAAUGUCAAGUUGGCCGGUCGUAGAAUUUAAAAUGCUUGCUUGGCUUGCAAUUUUCUUUCCAGUAAAUGCUUACCUCACACAGACGUACACACACAAGGCGCUCGCACAGACCCAUACAUACUCAAAGAUAGAGAUAGAAAGGUAGGGACUGGGACUGGGACUGGGGAUCGCUGGUUUUUGAUCGUGAUCGUGCAAAACAAAGUUAACUGGAGCUCAAGUCUCUGCGCACAUACAAUACACAUACACACAUGCAAACACUCGCAUACACAUCUGCAGGCGUAGGUAUGUGAGCUUCACUGGCGUGAAUAUUUUACGUUCACUCCACCAUCUUCUCCAAGGCAGCAGUCCAGCCGACCGUAGUGAAAUCCAGUUUUUUUUUUCGAUAAAAAUAAACAAAGCGCAACAAGUACGCUACAGUACUCUGAGUACAGCAUAUAAGUACAUUUGCAAAAAGUAAAUACAAACACACGUACAUAUGUAUGUACAUAAAUAUGAAGGUCAAAAGGACAUUUGCCUUAAUGUACCUGUUUACCUGUUAAAGGUGGACAUUGAAAAUCCCAUUGGUUCUUUAGCUAAGGUGGAACGAAGACAACGUAAACACCCACACAAAUGCACAAGCAACGCAGUGAUGAAAGGUGCUAGUGAUUCGAGUCGAGUCGAGUCUAGUUUUAGCAGCGCAUAUUCAAUUCGUUACGGCCCAAAGUAAAGUUAAUAACCGUAAAGAGCAAAAACACCAACGUACAAAACACGAGACUGAAGCCAGCAACUCUGUGGCUACUACAACAGCGGAAGCUUCACAUCCGGAUAAUACCAAAAGAGAGACAGAGACCGAGGGAGAGGUCUGUUGCCGUUGCCGUUGCUUGUGUUCGCGAUCAUUCUCUGUCUCUCUCCUUCUCUUUCUCUCUCAGCCCAAAAGGCACGUAAACUGGUUGGACCCGACACAACCGUACAACGCCACCGCAAUAUCUAUCGAGACUGUCGUGGUUUUCAAUUUCGCCCGUGAUCUCUCAGUGCUGGUUGAGUGCUUGAGCUGCGCAAGUCGCUCACAGUCAGAGAGAGAGAGUUAGAAAAGACCCCACAAAAGUAGCAGUAGUUGCGAUGAUGGCUUACAACCAUGCGUCAUCGUCAUCGGCGUCGCCAUCGCCUUUGUCUUCGUCUUUGUCGCCCGCUGCUGUUGUACCCGCCAUGGCCUAUACGAACACUGCAAAGUUGCCCAUAGAAACAGUAAAACGUCUUAUUGCUUCUGUUUCGCGUCGCCCCAUCCUUUGGUUGCGAAACAAUGGAAGCGGCCAAAAGCGUAGCGAUAUUACACCAAUUUGGUUUGAAGUUGGUCAGGAUGUGAAUCUUCCAGCGGACAUUUGUCGCAUUAAGUGGGGACAUUUGCGUGACAAUUUCCGCAAAGUCUACAUACGGAACAAUCUUUCAAAUGAGACACCCUCAUCGUGGCGCUUCUACAAUGACAUGCGUUUCAUGGAACAUGCUGUCCAUGAGAAUAUAAUGCGUCAGACGCGAAGUAGUAGCAAAAAGUAUCCACCAAACAAUUGGAGCGAAAAUAAUAAUAUAACGCGUGGAGCCAAAUACGAUGCAAUGCUGGCAACUGAACCAAUUUGUGAGCUCAGCGAUAGCUAUGAUUCGGAAAUGCAUCAACCAAGUUUUUCGGAUAUUAGUUGUUUCUUUGAGAAUCGAGAGAACGAAAACCAAUAUCAGUCAGAGGAUCAAGAAAACAGUAGCAAACGCAUUAAAUUGGAGGAGGAGGAGGAGCAAGACGAUGAUGAUGAUUUUGAUGAAGAUGCCGCCUCAGAGAAUACCACACCAGAUGCUGGUGUCUUCACCAUUGAAGUGCUUGAUGAUGAUGAGGAAAUGGCAAUGCCUCUGUCCAAAAUUAAGUCCAAUAAUAGUAGUAGCACCAGUGACACUGAAACGAAACCGGCUACAAUUGCGUCCCGUCCACCGUCCACAUCCGUAGUCACAUCGGAUUUGCCCUUUAAGUACAUUAGCAUGGAUGCAGCCACCAAUACCGAACCACAAGAGGAUAACGAUGCCGAUCGUAUGUUUUUGCUCAGUUUGAUGCCAUUUCUACAGAAGCUACAGGACGAACGACGUAAGCUUAGAGUACGUCAGAAGCUACAAAAUGUUCUCAUCGAAGAGUUGGAAUUUGGCUAAGAUCUUUGAACUUACUUAAUUAGAAUAUAGAUUACUUAUUAGGUACAUUUAUAACAGAGAAAAAGAAUUACCUAAGUUUAGAUAUUAAACAUAAGCAUAGCUUACAGUAUUAUAAGAAGGCGACUGACUAACUAAAUAACUAAAUCUUUCAGGAUCGAUCAUCUGAAAAAAUGCACAUUCCAGAGGUAUUGGCUGUCACCUGUUAACGUCAAAUAAUGAAAUAUUCAAAUUUAUUUUAUGAAAAACUGCCUUUUAUAAAAUGUGCCUAACCAUUCUAAGAAAAUAGCUCUUGUACUUUUAAUAUAACAGAUAUGAGGAACCUGUUUAAAAAAUUAUAAUAAUUUUGUUGAUUUGUUUUUUUUUUUAACAACAGUAUAGUACGACAUAAUUCGUUUCAGUUACGCUUUAGAACGUUUCAGAUUUUUAGAUUAGAAGCGUCUUUCAAAUGUUAUGGUUAAUAUUUGAAUAUUUAAAGACAUUUUCUUUAAAAACAUAUGUAUUUGGAAAAUACUUUGUUUCCAACGAAAUAUCGCCCACCAAAUUCGGCUUUCAUACAGGAUUAGUACAUAUAUAAUCCCAUACUGGAAAUAGGCAUACUAACGCAUACACAAUAAAAAGAACCAGCAUAAUUACACAUCCUA
This is a messenger RNA of Drosophila willistoni, 2897 nucleotides long. RefSeq lists its product as uncharacterized. Gene Ontology annotation, cellular component: transcription regulator complex; nucleus. The coding region runs from base 1192 to 2256 and encodes 354 amino acids. Lineage: Eukaryota; Metazoa; Arthropoda; Insecta; Diptera; Drosophilidae. Gene Ontology annotation, molecular function: DNA binding. Gene Ontology annotation, biological process: regulation of transcription by RNA polymerase II. The record is from RefSeq and is a predicted model, not a curated record. The transcript has 2 exons.